AUGGGGGAGUUACUCGAAGGACAAGAGCACCACUUCAACCCUGUUAAUAUUUCUGCUCCUCACAUCAUUUAUGUGGCUCUAGGAUUUUUUAUUGUACUGUUUGGCAUAUUCUCCAUGCUUGUCAAAGAGCGUUUGUACAUGGGCGAGGCGCCACUAGCAUUGGUGUUUGGUAUUAUCAUCGGACCAAGUGCUGCAAAUAUUUUUCAUCCGAAUGAUUGGGGAUCUGAACAUAACCCAGCGCCAGGGAGCACCACAACCAAUACAAUUACUUUGGAGAUAAUGAGAGUAUGUAUCGCCCUAUCUGUAUUUUCUGUGGGCGUAGAGUUGCCAAAAAAAUACGUUUGGAAUCAUUGGCGAACUAUUUUUAUGUUAUUAGGGCCUGUUAUGCUUUGGGGCUGGUUAAUCACGGGUCUUCUAAUUUGGGCGUUGAUUCCAGGUAUUGACUUUUUGGCGGCCCUGAUGAUUGCAUCCUGCGUCUCACCCACAGAUCCAAUUCUUGCACAGGCUGUUGUUGGUGGACCGUGGGCUGAAAAACAUGUGCCAGCACAUAUUCGGCAUAUGCUUCAAUGCGAAUCUGGCUGUAAUGAUGGUGCUGCCUUCCCAUUUCUUUUCCUCGCAUACUUCUUGACUGUAAAUCGUGGACAAGUCGGGUUUCCCGUUGCGAAAUGGUUCUAUCAAACCAUGGCUUGGGAAAUUGUUUGUGGUACAAUCAUUGGAGCCCUGAUCGGGUAUAUCGCCCGUAAGCUCAUCCGGUUUAGCGAAAAGCACAAGCUUGUCGAUCGUGAAAGUUUUGUGGCACAGUACCUCAGUCUAGCAGUGGCAAGUAUGGGUUUAAACGUUCUUAUUGGGAGUGAUGAUUUGCUGGCCGCUUUUGCUUGUGGCACAGCUUUUGCCUGGGACGGAUGGUUCCAAAAGCAGACUGCCGACUCGAACUUUUCUAGUAUUGUCGAUUUGGUCUUCAAUAUUGCGACUUUUGUAUAUAUUGGUGCUGAGAUGCCUUGGAAGGAGUUUGUGGAUGGGUCUAUCAAUUUGAGUGUCGGGCGCUUGAUCGGACUGAGUAUUCUUGUUUUGUUGUUGAAACGAUUGCCUAUCGUUCUUUUGACUUGGAAAUUUAUUCCAGACAUCAAGACUUUCCAUGAAGCAGUUUUCACUGGAUACUUUGGUCCCAUGGGUGUUGGUGCGAUAUUUAUGUGCACAUAUGGACGCAUUUUGCUACCAGACGAUGCGCCAAUUCCACCCCAAACACCAAACGAUGUGCUCGUGCAUACCAUUCAACCUAUUGUGUUCUUCUUUGUGUUGUCAUCUGUCAUCGUGCAUGGCUUCAGCAUUCCAUUUUUCGCGUUUGGAAAACGCGCCCAUGUAAAUUUGAACCGUACACUCACCAUGAAUACUUCAGUAUUUCCUAACAGUGAGCCAAGCUGGGUCAACCGUGUUCGUCGCUGGAAUACAAUGUUUACUACGCCUGAAACUACCGACCUCGAUCAAGAACCUAGCUCUGUGGUACAGGCCAUGCAAGAAGGAUACAAGCGCCAACAGUUGUAUGGCACUACAGAGAAUGAUGAUGCUGAAGAAACCGAACCGCAAUCAGAGAAGGAUAAGUCCAAUGGUAAGGAACGUGUACGCACGCGAGUUGAUUUUGGUCGGGCCGAAACCAUUGAUGAUGCUGAAGAUGCCGCUUUUACAGAUGGUGAUGACUGGGAUGGUGAAGAUACUGUUGAGACGCGGCGUUAUCGUAAGAGACUAGAGAAAGAAAGGCUUGCACAGGCGGCAGAAGGACAAGAUAUAACUGAUGUGCAUGACGUUGGAGGGGAAGACCUAGAAAAGCAAUUGGCUUUUAAGGAUGAUGAAGAUGAUCCCGAAUAUCCGAGGGUAAAAGAGUGGAUUGAAGGGCAUAAUAUCGUCUUGGAAGUGAUAGAAAAGCCUUUGGACGAGCCAAAAACAAUUGUGAUCCCCUUGGAUCAAGAAACAUAUGACGAAGUGGAAAAAGAACAGAGUCCGCUCCGUUCAUUUAUUUACAAAUACGAAGACAAGAUUGCUCACGCAUUCGAACAAGACCAAGACACUAAAUUGUCUGAAUUAAAUUUGGCACAGCUAUAUUCACGGAAACUCCUAGCAAAGAUCUCUUCAUUUGCGCAAGAGCGGCGUAAAGGUAGCAUGCCAGAGAAUAUUGCUACUACCAGCUCCGCAACAAAUAUACCUGUGGCAUCUAACGGAGAUACGAUCCGUGUUGCUAAAGAACCAAGUCGAAACUUUGACGUUAUAGCUGUUCGUCCUGAUGGCACAAUCUUGGAAUAA
Malassezia restricta is the source of this 2295-nucleotide messenger RNA. RefSeq names its product Na+/H+ antiporter. The record is from RefSeq and is a predicted model, not a curated record. Lineage: Eukaryota; Fungi; Basidiomycota; Malasseziomycetes; Malasseziales; Malasseziaceae. The coding region runs from base 1 to 2295 and encodes 764 amino acids. The transcript is spliced from 3 exons. Gene Ontology annotation, biological process: sodium ion export across plasma membrane; regulation of membrane potential; intracellular potassium ion homeostasis. Gene Ontology annotation, molecular function: sodium:proton antiporter activity. Gene Ontology annotation, cellular component: plasma membrane.